Pterocles gutturalis (yellow-throated sandgrouse) is the source of this 1949-nucleotide messenger RNA. It is a transcript of the gene PPEF1, whose product is annotated as protein phosphatase, EF-hand calcium binding domain 1. The annotation marks the transcript as partial. Gene Ontology annotation, biological process: detection of stimulus involved in sensory perception. The record is from RefSeq and is a predicted model, not a curated record. The transcript has 15 exons. Gene Ontology annotation, cellular component: nucleus; cytosol. Gene Ontology annotation, molecular function: manganese ion binding; calcium ion binding; iron ion binding. Lineage: Eukaryota; Metazoa; Chordata; Aves; Pterocliformes; Pteroclidae.
UCAUUAGGGCUGCUAUCCUCAUCCAGAAUUGGUACCGCUUUACAAUGGCCCGGAUAGAGAUGAGGCGCCGCUAUUCUCUGAGUAUCUUUCAGUCAAUCGAAUAUGCUGAUGAGCAAGAUCAACUACAGCUAUCCAACUUUUUUACGUUCAUGCUGGAUCACUGUACUCAUCCUGAUUCAGUUUCUCACAUUUUCACCAGCCCUAGUGUUUCUCAGGUGGUGGAUGAAGGUUUAUGUCUAACAGAAUUUGAAAAUAAGAUUGAUGUUCCAGACUCCUAUUAUGGACCACGACUCUCAUUCCCCCUUACUGUUGAAGAUGCCAAUGCUCUUCUUCAUGCUUUCAGGAAUGAACAGCUGCUUCAUGCCCGCUAUGUACUGCAGCUACUAUGUGAAGCUAGGAGGGUUCUCAAGGAGAUGCCAAAUAUCACCCAUCUUUCAACUUCCUACUCCAAGGAGAUAACUGUCUGUGGAGAUUUACAUGGAAACCUGGAUGAUCUUUUGCUGAUAUUCUAUAAGAAUGGUCUGCCUUCAGAACAAAACCGUUAUGUCUUUAAUGGUGAUUUUGUUGACAGAGGGAAAAAUUCAAUGGAAAUACUUAUAAUCCUGUUUGCAUUUCUUCUUAUCUACCCCAAUGAUUUACACUUGAACAGAGGAAACCAUGAAGACUACAUUAUGAACCUGAGAUAUGGCUUCACUAAAGAAGUUUCAAAGAAGUACAAGGACCAUGGCAAAGAGAUUUUGUAUCUUCUGCGAGACGUCUUUAGCUGGCUUCCUCUUGCCACCAUAAUUGAUAGCAAAGUUCUUAUCCUACAUGGAGGGAUUUCAGACACCACAGAUUUGGAUUUCCUGAAUGCACUUGAGAGAAAUAAGUUGAAAUCUUUGAUGCGGCCACCAAAGUCAGUAAGAGACAGACAGGACCAAGUGAAGGAGAGAAUUCCCACAACCAGACCAAAUGAACACAUUGCCCACCCGAGUGUUGCAGAGAAAACACAACACAUCUCUUCAUCAGGCUCCAUUGAGCCUUCAGGCUCAAAUUUGCCUCCAGACCCCGCCCUGAAGGAAUGGAAACAAACCCUUGACAUUCUCUGGAGUGAUCCAAGAAGCCAAAAUGGCUGUACACCAAACAAGUGUCGAGGAGGAGGCUGUUACUUUGGCCCUGAUGUCACUGCCAAGCUGUUUGAAAGGUAUAAUCUGAAGAUGCUCAUCAGGUCUCAUGAAUUUAAGCCGGAAGGUUAUGAGAUCAGUCACGGUGGGAAGGUUAUCACUAUAUUUUCUGCCUCCAACUAUUAUGAAGAGGGGAGCAACCGGGGAGCAUACAUCAAACUGAAUCCUGAACUGAUUCCUCGGUUUGUACAGUAUCAAGUCAGCAAGUACACACGCAGGCAGAAUCUUCGGGAGAGGAUGGGCACAAUUGAAUCAUCUGCCUUAAAGUCCUUACGAGAAAUGAUUUAUGCUCACAGGUCUGAACUCACUAGUGCUUUUGUACAGUAUGACCUCAACGGCACAGGCUGGAUUUCUGUCAAUGACUGGGCUGCAGCGAUGGAGUCUGUCCUACAGCUGGAACUGCCCUGGAGGAUGCUGCGGUCUCAGUUAGCACAGAUUAACCCAGAUGGAGAAGUUGACUUCAUGUCGUGUUUUUACGAUUUGAAAAUAGGCCCACCUACAAAAGAGGUUCAGCCAGCUUUGGCGGAAACACUGUGCAGAUACAGAAAGGAUCUGGAGAUAAUCUUUAACAUAAUUGACAAAGAUCACUCAGGUCUGAUUUCUCUAGAGGAGUUUGGCCAGACAUGGAAACUCUUCACUUCUCACCUGGGCAUCGAUGUAGAUGAUGAAUCCCUUGACAAGUUGGUCCUCAGCAUAGACUACAACAAAGAUGGAUACAUCGACUUCAGUGAACUUUUAGAGGCUUUUCACGUGGUUCAUAGGCUAGAGAAAAAGGCAAACUCAUGA